AUGCCUCGACAGGUCAGCACGGAGAUCGAAGGUUGGGAAAUGGAGGCUAUUUGCCGCUUGGAUCCAGAUAUCUGCCAUCAAGAUUUCAUUGAUCGAAUGCUCCCCAAUCCCGGUGACGGUAAGACUCAACCCAGCAGAGGCACACUGAACCAUCGUCGUCGUCGUGAUCGCAUAAGGAUGAGAGUCCUCCCCUGGCCUCUGCCUGCCCAGCUCAGCUAUUCCGAUCGACAAGUCAUCAAUGGACUGACCCCGUGGCAAAUUGCGAAUAACACGACCUUUGGUUUGACGGAUCUAUCAAAGGAGGGGAUUGAGAUGCAAGAGGCAAUCAUGUACGGUGGGCAUUUUGAGCGAUCGGGGGCCAAUGCGCAGAAUGACAGAGCAAGGUUGGACCAGUUUUGGAUCAAUCUGAGGCUCGUGAGGACGAAAUUUGCUGAGGAUUCGGAGGAGGUGAGGCUGAUCAAGAACAGAGUUGCUGUUCAGCUGGAGAAGAUGGGCCUGGAGUAUGAUCAUCGUGUAUGGGACGUUUAG
Messenger RNA from Fonsecaea multimorphosa CBS 102226, 528 nucleotides. RefSeq lists its product as uncharacterized. The record is from RefSeq and is a predicted model, not a curated record. The transcript has a single exon. The coding region runs from base 1 to 528 and encodes 175 amino acids. Lineage: Eukaryota; Fungi; Ascomycota; Eurotiomycetes; Chaetothyriales; Herpotrichiellaceae.